AUGGAUGACCCAACAUAUACAUGGCCUGCCUGGAAGUUUGGUCUGAAGAGGGAAGAUUUAUCUAACAACCUUCACGAUCAGUACAACACUUAUCUUGCGCCGAUCCAAAGUCCCGAAGCCUUUUAUCACGACAUCUCCGAAAUUGCCCAUACCGCACGUUCUGCCGCCGAGUUUCAUCAUCUAGCCCACGGUCGAAGACAACAGCGACUCAACGAAUUGAACGAGGCCCUCGAGUCUGCAAGCUUCGAGAUUAUUGGCAAUCCAAGGCUCAUCGAGACGGCCCAGUGGGAGCAUGCCAUCCAGCUCUUUCGCACCAACUCUCUCGACUCGCUCGUUCAAUACUUUGCCUCAUAUCUCCCCCAAGAACAUCGUUGGCACCCGUUGCAUCAAGACUCUGUACUGGCAGGCGCUGACGGCAGUGAAGGGUUAAUAAGUACUGGAGUCGGUUUCUUCGAUGGAGUUACGAGUGAAGCAGGUGAACAGAAACGAGGGGAGAUGCGCAACGAUAAUCCACGUCGCAGGGCGAGACCCAGUACAAACAUCUGCUCUAGGGAAGUUGGCUUUGAGAACACCCAUUCAGCUGCACAGAGGAGAGCCUCCUUCGAUCGUCAUACAGAGACAAAGGGACCAUUUCUCGAGUUCACUCCCAAGAACCCGUCAUACACGGUGGGUCUCAAACUCCAACCUGCAGUUCGCAAACGCUACUCGGUUGUAAUGGCGGGAACAUCACUAUGGGAUUACAUCUUUAUGCGCACUUCUAUCUUUGUCUUGCACCUCAUCGCGCCCUUGAGCAUUGUCGUCUCUCUCGUCCUAUCACUAGUCACCCUCCCAUUUCAGAUCCCGAGCCUUCUCAAGGCAUGGUUUAUUCUUGAAGCACUUUUCUACAUCUUCAUAUACCUUCCGCUCAACAGUCAUCUUCAAAAACCCGCAAAUCACCCUACCGCACCCUGUCGAGCUGAUCGCCAAAGACUAUUCCAACAAUGUCAUGACAACAUUCCAGACGCAGGCCAGUAUCUGAGGAGGUGGUUUCGUGAUGCGCCAGAGCAUGAAAUCAAGCGUGAGAACGUCAAAGACUUCUUUCGAUGGGGCUUUUUGAACAUGGAAGAUUGCGAUUCGAUGUAUGAUGACGAGUUGGAGGAGUAUAUUGAGGAAUUGGAGGACCUGCUUGGGAGAAAGUUGGAGCCUGGUAGGGGGGAUGCCAAAUGCUUGCGCAUGACUCUUGACAAGGUCGAGAUGCUUCACAGAAGUUUAACAUGGUACCUGUGCAUCUUUGUUGUCGACACGAUAGCAUCGGCUUAUCUGCUGUACCAUUCCUUCAGCUUUCACCGAACAUCGAUCUCCCAAUUCUUCACCACUUUUCCGCUUCGGCCUCUAAGUCUAGUUACGCCCUACAAAUCCCCCGCCAAGGGGCUCACCUACUGGCACCGUCCACAUACGUCCAAAACAAAGCUACCCAUUCUCUUUAUUCAUGGCAUCGGCGUGGGACUUUAUCCCUAUAUAAACUUUCUAGCUGAAAUUAAUGCAGCCGAUAGUGCAGAUGGAGAUGUUGGCAUUAUUGCUGUCGAGAUCUUAUCGGUGAGCUCUCGCAUCACAGGCUCGGCUCUGUUGAAAGAGGAAAUGUGCGAGGAAAUCCAUCGAAUAUUGUCUUCGCAUGGAUGGGGAAAUUGCGUCUUGGUUUCACACUCAUACGGAAGCGUUGUCGCCGCCCAGCUUCUCCGAGACCCCAAGACCUCCACCAGUAUCGGCCCCGUUGUAUUCAUCGAUCCUGUGUCCUUCUUGCUACAUCUUCCUGAUGUAGCAUAUAACUUUAUAUGUCGACUCCCAAGCGAGACUAAGGAGCAUUUACUUUCCUACUUUGGCUCAAAAGACAUCGGUAUCGCUCAUACGCUAUUUCGGCGCUUCUUCUGGGCCGAUAAUCUACUAUGGAAGGAAGACCUACAAAACCAUCCUGCUGCCGUGGCUUUGGCUAGUAAAGACAGUAUCAUCGAUACGAAAUCCAUUCGGGCUUAUCUUGUUGGUUCAAAAGAUUGGACGCGAAGCCCCCCGACUGAAGAUACAGGAGAAACUGCAAGUGAUGGGAAACUGGAUGUGAUCUGGUUCGAGGACUUGGAUCAUGGUCAGGCUUUUGAUCACAAAACGACACGGCUGCCUCUCGUUGAGGUUGUUAGAGCAUUCUGCAAUGAGCCUGCGAGUUCUAAAGUGGCGGUUAGAAAGAAGUGA
Messenger RNA from Fusarium subglutinans, 2220 nucleotides. Its product is annotated as ribose-phosphate pyrophosphokinase. NCBI's taxonomy places the organism in Eukaryota, Fungi, Ascomycota, Sordariomycetes, Hypocreales, Nectriaceae. The record is from RefSeq and is a predicted model, not a curated record. The transcript is spliced from 6 exons. Bases 1 to 2220 code for a protein of 739 amino acids.